UCACCUCCUCCUCCUUCCCCUUUCCCUCUCUCUCUAUAUCUCUUAAUUUCAUCUUUCAAUCUCUCUAAUGGUGCUCCACCUCCUGCCCUCUUUAUACACACACUAAAAAACACUCACAAAACCCUAAAACACACAAAACCCUAAAAAAACACAAACACAGAGAUAUAAUACACACCAUUGGCUCUGUUUUUACUUCUGACUGAUUGGGUACUUGUUAAACUUCUGAUUCUUAUUGCUCUCUGCAAGCUUUUCUGAGUAAGAAAAUUACUUGAAGCAAGAGCUUUUGAAAAAUGGCGCCCAAGAAUGGACGUGGGAAGACCAAGGGAGAUAAGAAGAAGAAGGAAGAGAAGGUUCUACCAGUUGUUGUGGAUAUAACUGUGAAUCUUCCUGAUGAUACCCAUGUUAUAUUGAAGGGAAUAUCGACAGAUAGAGUUAUAGAUAUUCGUCGACUAUUAUCCGUGAACACAGUAACAUGCAACAUCACAAAUUUUUCGCUCUCUCACGAGGUAAGAGGCCCACGAUUGAAAGAUACGUGCGACGUUGCCGCAUUGAAGCCUUGCACGCUCAAUCUCAUUGAGGAGGACUACGACGUUGAAACCGCCACAGCACAUGUCAGACGAUUGUUGGACAUCGUUGCCUGCACGACGUCGUUUGGUCCGUCGCCGGUGGUCAAGGAGGAUUUCAGCACUAAUGUGCCGGAAACCAAGACCGGAAAGAAGACGAGCAAAUCGCAACAAAGCAAUAAGCGGUCGACGAGUCUGCCGACUUUGACUCCUCCACCGCGACAACCGCAGUCGAAAGAUGUCUCCGUGGAUGGAGAGGGAGAGCUGAGCAAUUCGUGUCCCAAGCUUGGUAGCUUUUACGAAUUCUUCUCCCUCUCUCACCUGACUCCUCCUAUCCAGUAUGUAAGGAGAGCAACACGACAGAAUGAAGAUGACAUUUUAAUUGAUGAUCAUCUUUUCUCGCUUGAAGUGAAGUUGUGCCAUGGAAAGCCAAUCCAUAUAGAAGUCUAUCGAAAAGGAUUUUGCAGCAUCGGGAAGCAGCGAAUUUUAUGUCACAACCUUGUUGAUUUGUUGCGGCGACUUAGCAGGGCAUUUGAGAAUGCUUAUGAGGACCUCAUUAAAGCAUUCACGGAAAGGAACAAGUUUGGAAAUCUCCCGUAUGGGUUCAGAGCCAAUACAUGGCUCAUACCUCCUGUUGCAGCACAAGUGCCUUCGGGUUUCCCACCUCUUCCUACAGAGGAUGAGAAUUGGGGAGGAAAUGGGGGUGGUCUGGGAAGGGAUGGAAAAAGUGAUUUGCAUCCUUGGGCUAGUGAAUUCAUGUAUGUUGCAUCUAUGUCUUGCAAAACUGCAGAAGAUAGGCAGAUUCGAGACAGGAAAGCUUUCCUAUUGCAUAGCUUAUUUGUCGAUGUUGCCAUUUUCAAAGCUAUUUUAGCCAUUCAACAUAUAAUGGAAAACCCAAACAUAAAUCAUUCUGAUUUAAGUAGUGAUGACACUAUACAUACGGAGAGCAUCGGGGACUUGAGAAUCAGAGUCUAUAAGGAUACUCCUGAUGCUAGCUGCAAAAUAGAUACAAAGAUUGAUGGAUCUCAAGCAACUGGGGUGGAGAAAGAAAAUUUGGUGGAGAGAAACCUACUGAAAGGGAUCACUGCGGAUGAGAACACUGCUGCUCAUGAUAUAGCUACUCUUGGUGUUGUGAAUGUAAGGUAUUGUGGUUAUACUGCUGUCGUGAAAGUUGAGGAGAGAGAAGAUGACAAGAAACAAUCUCCAUUGCCAUACAUUGAGCUUCUCGAUCAGCCUGAUGGAGGAGCAUGCGCACUCAAUAUCAACAGUUUGAGGUUGCUGCUUCAUAAAAAAGCAAGUAGCAUUCUUCCUAAUUUGAAAAGAUCUGAAGGCGAAGAGCUCGGUACUUCUCGAGUCCUUGUGGAGAAACUAUUAAAGGAGAGUUUAAUGAAGCUUCAGGAAGAGUGUGUUGAAUCUGACAAGUUUACAAGAUGGGAACUUGGAGCUUGCUGGAUACAACAUUUACAAGAUCAAAAGAAAACAGAAAAAGACAAGAAAGCUUCUACUGAAAAGGUGAAGGUUGAAGGGCUCGGGACAGCUCUUCGAUCUUUAAAAAACAAGAAAAAAGAUUUGGAGGGGAGCACAAAAGUUGUUGAUGUUGUGAAUGGGGAAGUCGAGAAUUCUGUGUUAGACUUUGUUGUAGAAUCUCCCAAUUCAGAUGAAAAUGAGAAUGCUUUAAAAAAAUUGUUAUCUGAUGCUGCUUUUACUCGGCUUAAAGAGUCAGAAACUGGGCUCCACUGCAAGUCUUUGCUGGAGCUGAUUGACCAAUCUCAAAAAUAUUACAACGAAGUUGCUCUUCCGAAAUUGGUUGCAGAUUUUGGUUCUUUGGAACUAUCACCAGUUGAUGGGCGAACUCUAACUGAUUUUAUGCACACACGAGGUCUCCGCAUGCGUUCUUUAGGACAAGUGGUUAAGUUGUCAGAAAAAUUAUCACAUGUGCAAUCUCUAUGUAUACAUGAGAUGAUAGUACGAGCUUUUAAGCACAUUAUACAGGCAGUGAUUGCUGCUGUUUCUAAACCAGAGGAAAUGGCUGCUGGAAUUGCUGCUGCACUGAAUCUGAUGCUUGGGGUUCCUAAAAGUAAAAAAUCUUGUGUUGAUUCUGUAACAAAGACAUGGCUAGAAGUUUUCUUGAAGAAGCGAUUUGACUGGGAUCUUGCCAGCUUUAACUACACAGAGCUUAGAAAAAUUGCUAUACUACGUGGGUUAUGCCAUAAGGUUGGCAUUGAGCUGGUUCCAAGAGAUUUUGAUAUGAACUCUCCACAGCCUUUCAAAAAGGAGGACAUCAUCAGCUUAGUACCAGUGCAUAAGCAAGCAGCAUGCUCAUCUGCUGAUGGACGCCAACUCCUGGAAUCAUCAAAAACUGCCCUCGACAAGGGAAAGCUAGAAGAUGCAGUUAGUUAUGGGACAAAGGCUCUUGCAAAGCUAGUUGCAGUAUGUGGUCCUUAUCAUCGAAUAACUGCAGGAGCUUACAGUCUCCUUGCUGUGGUUUUGUAUCACACUGGGGACUUCAACCAGGCCACAAUCUACCAACAAAAAGCUUUGGACAUCAAUGAGAGAGAACUGGGAUUGGAUCAUCCAGAUACCAUGAAAAGCUAUGGGGAUCUUGCAGUGUUCUACUAUCGACUUCAACAUACAGAGUUGGCUCUCAAGUAUGUAAAACGAGCAUUGUAUUUGCUACAUCUUACAUGUGGCCCAUCACAUCCAAAUACUGCUGCCACGUACAUCAAUGUAGCUAUGAUGGAGGAAGGUUUGGGAAAUGUCCAUGUCGCCCUCAGAUAUCUUCAUAAAGCUCUCAAGUGCAACCAAAAGUUACUUGGGCCAGACCAUAUCCAGACUGCUGCAAGUUACCAUGCAAUCGCAAUUGCUCUCUCUUUAAUGGAAGCUUAUCCUCUGAGUGUUCAGCAUGAACAAACAACCUUGCAGAUACUACGUGCAAAACUUGGGCCAGAUGAUCUACGCACACAGGAUGCUGCUGCUUGGCUCGAGUAUUUUGAAUCAAAGGCUCUUGAACAACAAGAAGCUGCAAGAAAUGGGACUCGGAAACCCGAUGCAUCCAUAGCUAGCAAAGGUCAUCUUAGUGUAUCGGAUUUGCUUGACUAUAUCAAUCCAAGUCAUGAUGGGCAAGGGACUGAUGGUAUGGGUUUAAAACGUAAAACCUAUAUCCAGAAGUUGAAGGGAAAAAGCUACCAAACCUUGGAGGUGGCAAAUGCUGAGGAGGCAUCUCCAAAAGAUCUUCUGAAACAAGUUACAGAUGAAGAGGCGGCCCUUGAACAUGAGAUUCAAGUGAAUCAAGAAUCCACCUCUCUAUUUGUUGAGUCGAUACCACCAAUCAAGGAAGAAACACCAGUUCCAGUUGCUUCUGAGCUUCAGCCACCAGAGGAAACUGGUGCACAAAACCCUAACCCUGGUAGUAAUGAAGGAGGAGGAGGAGAAGAAGGGUGGCAAGCGGUUCAAAGGCCAAGAUCAGCAGGCUCAUAUGGACGUCGACUAAGACAGAGGAAAGCAACAACGAGUCUCAACAAGGUUUACGGCUAUCAAAAGAAAGGUGUUGUUCAUGAGUCUGAAAAUGGAACUGGAAGGUAUCACUUUGUAAAGAAACGAGUGAUGUCUCCUUCAACUUAUGUUGACUACCACACUGCAACUCCUAAUCAUAAUAAAUUUGGGCGUAGAAUUGUCAAAGGUUUGACAUACAGAGUUAAGUCCUCGGUCCAUGUGCCUGUGGAAGAAACUAAUUCUAAUUCUUCGUCAUCUGAACAAACAACAAAAGAAGCAUCAUCAGUACCACAGACACAGAGAAGAUCCAUGAUUAGCAUUGGAAAAUCUCCUUCUUACAAAGAAGUAGCCGUGGCCCCACCAGGUUCCAUUUCUCUGUUGCAGGUCACGGACAGGGAUGAUGACAUUAUUCCUGAUGAUAAGGAAAUCGAUAACGGUAAGCACGAGGAAUCUGUUGUUAAAGAAGCGGAAGAAGAGAUUUUUGAGAAAGUGGAUACGAAAGACGAAACAGAAGAAACUCAUUUAGGAGCAAUUGCAGAUGUGGUGGAGGUUGAUAAGGUAAUAGACAAGAGUGUAAUAAUCGACAUGCCAAUUCCAAUUGUUCCCUCCAAUGCCAGUAUAGAGACGGAGACAGAAAAUGUAAAACCAAAUCAAAGUCAAGAACCCCAAAACAAGAGGUUGUCUGCAUCAGCUACUCCAUUUAACCCAUCGCCACCUGUUGUCCGUGUUGCACCAAUGCCCAUGAACAUUGCUCUACCUCCUCCUGGGCCCACCCCAUGGCAAAUGAAUAUGACUCUUCACCCAAGACCACCUUCUUCACCUCACUCACCCUACCCUACACCUCCACCUCCAGGCACCCCCACCCCCAAUAUGAUGCACCCACACCCAUUGCCUCUUAUGUACUCUCCUCCAUAUACACAAGCUCCAUCGUUAUCAUUACCCAUACCCAACACUAACACUACAUAUCCUAUGACCACCGGUCCCUUUCAUCCCAAUCAUUUCGCAUGGCAAUGUAAUAAUGGGUUACAAUAUGUUUGGUCAAACUGCCAUCCAAUGGAAUUCUCCAUCUCCCCACCAGCAGUAAGGCCGAUUUCUGAUCCAAACAUGGAGACCAAACAGGUGUUUGAUGGAACUUUUCCUUCUCCUCCUAGUUUAUUGGAGGCUAACAAUGUGGAUGAAACUAAGCAACAAGUGAGUCUUGAGAAAUCUAAUGACAUUGUGGGGGUUCAAAAUGGCUCAAAUCAUGGCCAAAGGGUUGAGAACGAGAAGACGUUUAAUAUAUUGAUAAGGGGGAGAAGAAACCGAAAACAGACUUUGAGGAUGCCCAUUAGUCUGCUCAACAAGCCAUAUAAUUCUCAGUCUUUCAAAGUCAUAUAUAGCAGAGUCAUCAGAGGAAGUGAAGCUCCAAAGCCUAGCACCAGCCUUUCUUCUCAACCUACUUCUACUGCUACAUAGUGGUCGGAUAUAUCGUGAUUACAAAGUGUAGUUCCAUAGUUUUGCCAUGUAGACACAGAUCAUGCAGUUUUUAGGUUAUCAAGUUACAUGGAUCUCCAAUCAUCACUUGAAAAAGUUACAGGUUUCAAAACCAGAUAGGGUUUGCAGUCAGUCGGUCAUACUUGGGAUUUCAGAGAUGUUGAAUAAUGGAAAGGACACAACACACAUGUUUAAGAAAUUUUGGAUUGUUGGUGCAUAUCAUUACAAGACUAAUUAAUUGGGUGGUUAUCCCAUGGCCAUGAUGAUUAAAUUGGAUUUGAUUGUACAUGAUACCAUUUUUGUUCAAACUGAGUUUGAUUUAGACAUACAAAAUGUUGCUGAUACUAAUACUUAUAAUAGAACCAAUUCUUAGUCCA
Molecule: messenger RNA, 5905 nt
Organism: Lactuca sativa (garden lettuce)
Lineage: Eukaryota; Viridiplantae; Streptophyta; Magnoliopsida; Asterales; Asteraceae
Product: Tetratricopeptide repeat (TPR)-like superfamily protein
Biological process (GO): organelle organization
Cellular component (GO): cytoplasm
Molecular function (GO): protein binding
Source: RefSeq, a predicted model, not a curated record